Messenger RNA from Cotesia congregata, 918 nucleotides. The record is from the annotation of a GenBank genome assembly. Lineage: Eukaryota; Metazoa; Arthropoda; Insecta; Hymenoptera; Braconidae.
AUGAGGGAGUCUCUCGAGUGGAUUAAGGAAUCGCUCGAGGAGGCUUUGGAAGACCGAGAUGAAGAAAGUGCCGAUGGCAUCCCACUAGUACCGAUAACGGAUUAUUCAUCAGCUGCAAUGGAUUCACCAACUUUUAUGCGAUUUCUUCGUGCUUGCGGUAUUGAACCACCCUCGAAUGAACAGGAAGCUUAUUGGCGAAUACCAGCCACAAUGCUUUCAUCUACAAUACGUAAACGUUGCGAUUUAAUCGCUAAAGCCCUAGCUGGAGAUUUUAUCCAAGAAUCGGUUACCACUGAAAAAGAUAUAGUAGAUAGUGUUAGCGAAUCAGAUGAUGAAGACACUCAGCGCGAUAUCGAUAAAAUAAAAAAUAUGUUUAAGCAGAAAUCGAAAUUACAAAAUAAAAAACAGGUUGUCAAGAGUAAAGUUUUCAACUUGAGCAGUGAUGAAGAUUCUGGGGAAUCUUCAUCUUUGAUGAAAGAAAAAUCUGUACUGGUUGAUAAAGAUAAAAAAAUAGAUAAUGGUGGAAAGGAAGGAAGAGGACGUACAAAUAUAUCAAAAGUACGGCAAGGAAAAUUAAAUUCAAGUCGAAUUAAAUCCAUCGUAAAUUCAUCAGACUCGGAAAUGGAAAUUGAAACUACUAAAAUUACUACAGAUAGUGAAGAAGCUAAAAGAAUUAGAUCGGAAAACUCAGAUUCAGAAACUCCGGUAUUAAAAAAGCGCCGAGUUAUUGACAGCGAAGAUGAUGAAGAUAAAAAAGAGGAAGAAAGUGAUUUUGAUAAACUUUUAAAGUCGAGUGAGUCAAAACAAAGUCGUAUAAUCAUCAGUGAUAAUGAGAGUGAUGCUGAUGAAAUAAAUCAACCAAGUGAGUCCAAACAAUCUAGGAAAAUUUUCAGUGAUGAUGAUGAUGAUGAGGAUUAG